Molecule: messenger RNA, 1293 nt
Organism: Ustilaginoidea virens
Lineage: Eukaryota; Fungi; Ascomycota; Sordariomycetes; Hypocreales; Clavicipitaceae
Exons: 3
Coding region: 1-1293 (430 amino acids)
Biological process (GO): transcription initiation at RNA polymerase II promoter; transcription open complex formation at RNA polymerase II promoter
Cellular component (GO): transcription factor TFIIE complex
Source: RefSeq, a predicted model, not a curated record
AUGGAUCUUGCCGUGACCCUCAUCAAGUCGGUUAUGCGGGCGUUUUACCAGACGCGGGACAUCUUGGUAAUGGACGCCUUGAUUCUACACGAAGCUCUUCGAGAUGACGAUCUGGCUUAUCUCAUGGCCAUCAACACAAAGGAUUUGCACAAAAUCUGCGGCAAACUGCGAGAAGACCGCUUUUUGACUGUUCACACCAGGUCAGAAUUACGCGAAGGAAAUCCACGGCCGAGUAAUCGCACGUGGUACUAUAUCAAUUACCGACAUACCAUUGACGCAAUCAAAUGGCGAGUCUACACGAUCGAUAAAGAGGUUCAAGGCGCACCUGUCCCGGCAAAUGAGAAGAAGGAAUAUUUCUGCAGCUUUUGCAAGGCUGAGUGGACGGCAAUGGAGCUUCUUGACAGUGUUGGACCCCAUGGCUUCCUUUGCCACCGGUGCCACCACACCCUCACCUUUGAGACAGACCGCACCUCUACUGGCCACGAACAGUCAACGCGGCUUAAUGAUCAGUUCAAGUUUAUUGGCGAAAUCUUACCCAAAAUCGAUGCGGUUCACAUCCCCGAAUGCGACUUUGAUCGCGCCUUGGCAAAAGCAAGACCUGUGGUAAGGGAUGCCACACAUCAACGAGCUGCGACAACCCCUGCAGAGAGUGGCACGCAUCGACCCAUGGCGGUCAAGGGGUUGGUGAAUACAGGGCCGCAGUCCAUUUCCGUCAACAUCUCAACCUCGGAAGGCCCCUCGGCUGCGGAGAGGGAGGCGGAACGGGCCAGAAAACAGAAAAUAGCACAGCAAAACGCUCUUCCAUCUUGGAUGUCGAACAGCACUGUGACGGGCGAGUCAUUCUCCGGCUCCGUCGGGGACAUUUCGACAGUCACACACCAGGAAGACGAAAAGAAAGCUAGUGCAAAGUCCAAGGCUGUGGACACAACCACAUCAGAACAAAUUGACGACAUAUUUGAAAGACUUAAAGCUGAGCAGGCCGCGGAGCUAGCCAAGGUGGCGAUGCAGGAAGGACUCGACGACGACGACAUGGACUCGGAAGAGCAAGACGGCGAUGACGACGAAUUCGAGGACGUGCCCUCAGCCAGUCAUGUGUACAACAACACGGGUGCACCAAGCACAGCGAACAGAAAGCGUGCGGCCUCUGUUGGUUGGGUGGACGAUGGAGGCGUUGGCCAGGAAAGACUGGGAAAGAAAUCAAAGGUCGAUGCAGAAGCCAAGGUGGAACUCGACCAUGAGGGGGGCAACAGCAGUGGGGGGGAAGACGAGGAUAUGGAAUUCGAAGACAUCUAG